Molecule: messenger RNA, 2602 nt
Organism: Oncorhynchus nerka (sockeye salmon)
Lineage: Eukaryota; Metazoa; Chordata; Actinopteri; Salmoniformes; Salmonidae
Product: PRKCA-binding protein-like
Exons: 13
Coding region: 228-1466 (412 amino acids)
Biological process (GO): positive regulation of receptor internalization; regulation of Arp2/3 complex-mediated actin nucleation; receptor clustering
Cellular component (GO): neuron projection; postsynaptic density; trans-Golgi network membrane
Molecular function (GO): protein kinase C binding; protein domain specific binding; phospholipid binding
Source: RefSeq, a predicted model, not a curated record
AUUCCCGGAAGUGACGAGGACAAGUAAACAGAAUCUUCUUUUUGACAGAUGAAUAACCCGUGAAGUGGUCCGAAGAAAUGCAAAAUAAUCUAAAAUAAAAUGUACAUUUAAAGAAACAUUCCCCAGGGGCAUGAGAUAAACGUUUGUGUUAAGAUAACAACGCGCGUCAUCAACUGUCGGAGGUAUCAACUGUCGGAGCCAGAUUAUACAGGAUAAACAGUCCUGGAAUGUUCACAGACAUGGACUAUGAGUUGGAGGAGGACAAACUGGGGAUCCCUACAGUCCCUGGGACUAUAUCCCUGAAGAAGGAUGCUCAGAACCUUAUAGGGAUCAGCAUCGGGGGUGGGGCGCAGUACUGUCCCUGUCUCUACAUUGUACAGGUCUUUGACAACACCCCUGCUGCUCUGGAGGGGACUCUGGCGGCUGGCGAUGAGAUCACAGGAGUGAACGGCAAACCUGUGAAGGGCAAGACAAAGGUGGAGGUGGCAAAGAUGAUUCAGGCUGUCCAGGGAGAAGCAACGAUCCACUACAACAAGCUGCAGGCUGACCCCAAACAGGGGAAGUCGCUGGACAUAGUGCUGAAGAAGGUGAAGCACCGCCUGGUGGAGAACAUGAGCUCUGGUACAGCCGACGCUCUGGGGCUCAGCAGAGCCAUACUCUGCAAUGAUGGUCUGGUGAAGAGGCUGGAAGAGUUGGAGAAAACAGCAGAGCUGUACAAAGGCCUGAUGGAGCACACGAAAAGACUGCUCAGAGCCUUCUUUGAACUCUCUCAGACACACAGAGCGUUUGGGGAUGUGUUCUCUGUGAUCGGGGUACGGGAGCCUCAGGCUGCAGCCAGUGAGGCCUUUGUGAAGUUUGCUGAGGCUCAUCGCAACAUGGAGAAGUACGGUAUCCAGCUGCUAAAGACCAUCAAGCCUAUGCUCCAUGACCUGAACACCUACCUUCAUAAGGCUAUACCAGACACCAAGCUCACCAUCCGCAAAUACCUGGAUGUCAAAUUUGAGUACUUGUCUUACUGUCUGAAAGUGAAGGAGAUGGAUGAUGAAGAGUACAGCUGCAUUGCGAUGGGAGAGCCCAUGUAUCGCGUCGGCACCGGGAACUACGAGUACCGGCUUGUGCUGCGGUGUCGACAGGAGGCCCGUGCUCGGUUUGCCAAGAUGAGAAAGGAUGUGCUGGAGAAGAUUGAGCUACUGGACCAGAAACAUGUCCAGGACAUCGUGUUCCAGCUGCAACGUUUUGUGUCAGGCAUGUCGCGCUACUACGACGAGUGCUAUGCCGUGCUGAAGGAUGCUGACGUUUUCCCCAUCGAGGUGGACCUCUCCCGCACAAUGAUCAACUACGGCAGCCAGUCACGCUCCUUCACAGAAGAAGAGGAAGAGGAGGGGGGGGAAGGAAGUGAAGAACAGGAUGGAGGUGCUGGCAAGCAGGCUGAGAACGGUGCUGAAAAACUGAUUGAUGAUUAUUGAGAGUUAAUAUGAUUGUUUUCUGGAGCAAAAUUCCACCUACGUCUAUCAACUGCCACUCUGCAUUUAUUUAGCAAUGAUUAGUUAAAUAUGUGGAAAUGGUCAGCAAAGUCAUCACAAUGGAAAAUACUACUGUAAAUUGCUGCUAUUCAACUGUACUGGAACUAACUAUUGCAACCUACUGUAACCAAUACCAUUUCCACAACUGACAGCCAUCACUGUAACUAAGUUUUUGGGGCUUGAAUUGAUUCAACAGGUUUUUUCUGGGUCAGUUUAUUCUGCAAGUUUAUUUCUAGUUCCUACCAAACACGCAUAUCAGAUUGGUGGAUGAUAUUUCCUUAAAAAAAAGUUAUAUCGUUGCUAAAUGAGUGCAGCAUAGUAUGUUACAGAAUGAUUGGGCAAAGUGUAUUUUUAUCUACAGGUUUUAGGAGGUGCUGAUGCUUCAGUUUAGGAGUGUAUAUAUGUUUGGGGUGCCUUCAGUCUCAUUUGAAUCAUAUGUGAACAGACGUGUCUAUUCUCAACAAGUGGCCAGUCCUGUCUUGAUGAGAUGACCGUGGUUAAAUGCUGUUCCCAAUAAAAUGAUGUAGUCAUUUGGGGCGAGCACAUGACUAAAAGUCAUCAUUAACCAGGGCUGGCCACAGACCAAAAUAGGACUCAUUUUCCAUUGACACAAGCCCUGAUGUUACAAGUUUAACAGUCCCACUCAAUAUUUUGCAUUGUAUCUGCACUAAACCACAUGACAUUUUAAUGGGGUAGCUGAACAUAGUGAGGUACAAAUCACUUGUAAAGGAUGAGUGUGCAAGGGCAAGGUUCAGCCCAUACCACAUUUUAAACUAGAUGAAGGAACCUCGGUCAAAUGAAAUGUUCUAAUUCCAGUGUGUUUUUUGUUAUUGUUAAGGAUGUCUCUGCCUCGCUGCUGCACCCGAUGCUAGAUUCUCAGCCCCACUACAGUUUAAUAAUCACAAAACAAGUGCAGUAGAGGGCUGUGUUCUUUCAAAUUGGAAUGUAUUUAAUCAAAGGGACCUUUGUUGUCUUUAUGUUUUUAUUUGUCAACUACUGAACUGUAUUGAUUUUGUGCUGAAGCUUUAAUCUGGUUACAUUGAAGUUUCUGGUUACAUUAAAGUUUCUGCAAAAAAAGA